AUGGCCUUCUCAUCGUCGUUGCAGCUGGCGCUGCUUGUCGCCCUCGUCCUGUCCACCCUGGCGCCCGCCGCUCUCGCGGCCGGCAGCAAGGCCACCCGCAUCCGCCUCUACAUCCACGAGAGGUUCGAGGGCGCGAACGCGACGGUGGCGUCGCCGCUGCUGCGGUCCCCGCUGGGCGGCAACACCACCUUCGGCGAGCCCGGCGUGAUCGACGAUGAGCUCCGCGCAGGCCCGCACCCUGGGUCCGACCUCGUCAGCAGAUUCCAGGGCUUCUUCGUCGGCACGGACCGGGCCGGGCCGAGCUACCUGUCCACCGCCACACUCGUGUUCACCGCCGGGGAGCGCCGUGGGAGCACGCUGACGGUGCAGGGCCAGUACCAUUUCGACUUCGACGGCGCCCCCGUGGAGCGCGCCGUCGUGGGCGGCACGGGGGAGUUCAGGAUGGCGCGCGGGUACUCUGCCAUGAAGGUCGUCAGCGCGCCGACGCCGAAGACGGUCGUGUUCAGGAUCGAUCUGUUCGUGCUCCUGCCCCGCCCCGGCCACUACUUCUAGGCAAAAAGUACUGGAUCCGAUCGUCGGGUUGCUCUCCAUCUAUCCGAUCUUCUCGAAUUUUUUUCUUACA
Messenger RNA from Triticum aestivum (bread wheat), 622 nucleotides. Its product is annotated as dirigent protein 1-like. Lineage: Eukaryota; Viridiplantae; Streptophyta; Magnoliopsida; Poales; Poaceae. The transcript has a single exon. The coding region runs from base 1 to 552 and encodes 183 amino acids. The record is from RefSeq and is a predicted model, not a curated record.